AUGGCAUUCGCCAAGAUACGCAAGGUAGACAAGGAGAACCGUCAGUUCAAAACUGACUGGACUGAGAGGUAUUGUUUUUUUUUUUACCAGACCACAACAGUGCUAAGCCCACAUGCUUAAUAUGCAUGCAGACUGCAGCUGUAAUCAAAGCGGACAAUUUGAAGCGUCAUUUUAACUCUAUUCAUGCUGCCAGUUUUAAUGCAAACUACCCAGAAAAAUCUGACCAGCGCAAACAAAAAAUUGCAAGCAUGUUAACGUCAUACAAGCACUCGGUUUUAACUAUGUGUAAAAUAACAUCGGCACGAGAACGCAACAGCUGCCUCAUUACACGUUUCUUGGAAGCUUGCAAGAGCUAA
Messenger RNA from Coregonus sp. 'balchen', 356 nucleotides. NCBI's taxonomy places the organism in Eukaryota, Metazoa, Chordata, Actinopteri, Salmoniformes, Salmonidae. The record is from the annotation of a GenBank genome assembly.